AGACAAACUCAGAGAGAAUGUUACAAUAAACACAACACUGCGCCUCAGGGGCCUGAUCUAACUAUUUCUGGGCAACAGCAGGACCUUCCCUCACUGGAGAGGGGUACAGUUCAAAGUUGGCCCAACCGAGGAGAAGCCCGGCUGAUAGGCUGGUCCCUUUCUAAAGUCAACUAACUCUCACCCUUCAACUAUUGGUCCUGAGUUGUGCUGAGCUGGUUGCAGCCGCUCUCAACAGCACUUGGGACAUUGCACUGGACUUGUCAGGGCUGUAGCCUCCAGGAAUCAUGCCAUCCAUGGAUGAUAUUUUAGAGCAUAUAGGGGAAUUCCAUUUUUUCCAGAAACAAACAUUUUUCCUCUUAACUCUGCUCUCAGCUGCCUUUACCCCCAUCUAUGUGGGCAUCGUCUUCUUCGGCUUCACCCCCAACCACCACUGCUGGAGCCCCGGGGUGGCCGAGCUGAGUCAGCGAUGUGGCUGGAGCCAGGCUGAAGAGCUCAACUACACAGUGCCAGGCCUGGGGGCUGAGAAUGAGGCCUUUCUCCACCAGUGCAUGCAGUACCAGGUGGACUGGAACCAGAGCACCCUUAGCUGCGUGGACCCUCUGUCCAGCCUGCCUGACAACAGGAGCCGCCUGCCACUGGGCCCCUGUCAGCACGGCUGGGUGUACGACACGCCUGGCUCCUCCAUCGUCACUGAGUUCAACCUAGUGUGUACCAACUCCUGGAUGCUGGACCUGUUUCAGUCAGCUGUGAAUGUAGGGUUUUUUGUUGGUGCUGUGGCCAUUGGCUACCUAGCAGACAGGUUUGGCCGUAAAAUCUGCCUCUUGAUAACAAUUCUCAUAAAUGCUUCAUCUGGGGUUCUCAUGGCCAUUUCCCCAAACUACACAUGGAUGUUACUGUUUCGCUUGAUCCAAGGACUGGUCAGCAAAGCAGGCUGGAUAAUCGGCUAUACUCUGAUUACAGAAUUUGUCGGACUGAGCUAUCGGAGAACAGUGGGGAUUUUUUACCAAGUUGCCUUUACCAUUGGGCUCCUGGUGCUAGCAGGGGUGGCAUAUGCUCUUCCUCACUGGAGGUGGUUGCAGCUUGUAGUCACUCUGCCUAACUUCUUCUUCCUUCUCUAUUACUGGUGCAUCCCUGAGUCUCCAAGGUGGUUGAUCUCCCAGAACAAAACCAGGCAAGCAAUGAAGAUCAUUAAGCACAUCGCUAAGAAAAAUGGAAAGUCAAUGCCAGCCUCUCUUCAGAGCCUGAGAGCAGAUGAGGAAGCUGGAGAGAAGUUGAACCCUUCAUUUCUUGACUUGGUCAGAACCCCUCAGAUAAGGAAACACACUUUGAUCUUGAUGUAUAUUUGGUUCACAAGCUCUGUUCUCUACCAGGGCCUUAUCAUGCACAUGGGCCUUGCAGGGAGCAAUAUCUACCUGGAUUUCUUCUAUUCUGCCCUGGUUGAAUUCCCAGCCGCCUUCAUUGUCAUCCUCACCAUUGACCGCAUUGGUCGCCGUUAUCCUUGGGCUGUGUCAAAUAUGGUGGCAGGGGCUGCCUGUCUUGCUUCGGUUUUUAUCCCUGAUGAUCUACACUGGCUUAAAGUCACCAUUGCAUGCUUAGGUAGGAUGGGAAUCACGAUGGCUUUCGAAAUGGUUUGCCUAGUCAAUGCUGAACUGUACCCCACAUUCAUUAGGAAUCUUGGCGUGCUUGUCUGUUCCUCAGUGUGUGACAUCGGUGGCAUCCUCACGCCUUUCCUGGUCUACCGCCUCACAGAUAUCUGGCAGGAGCUCCCACUCGUGGUAUUCGCCAUUUUUGGCUUGGUAGCCGGAGGACUGGUGUUAUUGCUCCCAGAGACCAAAGGGAAGGCUCUGCCUGAGACCAUUGAGGAAGCUGAAGCCAUGCAGAGCAGACCAAGAAAAUAUAAGGAAAAUAUGAUUUACCUCCAAGUAAAGAAACCAGACAAUCCACUAAACUAAGAAGAAAGACCAUGGCUCCUACUGUGGUCUUGCUUUGAUGCUGCCAAAACCAGAAGCAGAGAUUUCCUCACUUAUCACAAAGCCCAUGCAAUUCACCCAUACUUACCCUUGAACUUCGUCAACUUAGAGCUAUAGCCAGUGGAGUUUAUUGCUCUGUAAAAGUCCCCCUACAGACUGGAUCCUGCCACGAUCUUCCAGCUCGCUCUGUCCUCAGAACUCCCAGGCCAUUGGUUUGCUUGAAUUUCUUCUCACCUUUGUAUUUCUUCAUUUGGUUCCUUUCCCACAUGACAUCAAACCAGAAUAUAUAAGGGAACUGUGGGUGAGGGAAAACAAAUAAAAAAGAUCUGAAAAAACAAUACAA
Messenger RNA from Chinchilla lanigera (long-tailed chinchilla), 2313 nucleotides. RefSeq names its product solute carrier family 22 (organic cation transporter), member 2 (gene Slc22a2). The coding region runs from base 285 to 1952 and encodes 555 amino acids. NCBI's taxonomy places the organism in Eukaryota, Metazoa, Chordata, Mammalia, Rodentia, Chinchillidae. The transcript has 11 exons. The record is from RefSeq and is a predicted model, not a curated record. Gene Ontology annotation, biological process: transmembrane transport. Gene Ontology annotation, cellular component: membrane.